This is a messenger RNA of Alternaria alternata, 4615 nucleotides long. RefSeq lists its product as hypothetical. Gene Ontology annotation, molecular function: SUMO-specific endopeptidase activity. The transcript is spliced from 8 exons. Gene Ontology annotation, biological process: protein desumoylation. The record is from RefSeq and is a predicted model, not a curated record. Gene Ontology annotation, cellular component: nucleus; cytoplasm. The coding region runs from base 150 to 4406 and encodes 1418 amino acids. NCBI's taxonomy places the organism in Eukaryota, Fungi, Ascomycota, Dothideomycetes, Pleosporales, Pleosporaceae.
CCGCCGACAAGUCGUUCUGGCGCGCCUUCACCUCCGCAUGCCCCACGAUGCGCGUCUGCGCUUGUGCAACCCGUUCGAACAGUUCCAAGUCCGCUUGACUCACCAAACGAUGCUGCUCCUCGUCGCCUUAUCACCGCGAUGCUACACCAAUGUUCACUAAUUUCUUCAACGGCAUACGAGCCGCUGCCGGAAGCUCUUUCGGAAGCACGAACGAAGACACAAACGAUGCCGUCGCCGAAUCGCCGUCGGGUACUAACUUGCCUCCAAAUCCCUACUCUAGGGACUCACCACCCGCACCAGAAACCUCGCGCAUUAUCGUAGACCUCUCCUCGCCCACGAACCGUCCGAGUCGACCCGCCCACAAAGAGUCACAUCUGGAGAAGCAUCGUUCGCGGUUGCAGAAGUCGGAAAAGAGCGAGGACGAGAAGCGCUUAGUCGGAGAUUACACCAAACCAGCGGAUGCGGUCGAUCUCCCGGAUCCAAGGUCAUAUUUGCCGCUGACGAAACGCACCAUGACUUCAAAGCCUGGUUCAAAUAGCGGUUUUAGACCUUUAGAUACUAUGAACACUGGACCCAACGUACCGAGCCGAAAGCCAACAACAUAUGGAAAGAAAGACCGCCCACCUCCACCAUUGAUAGGCCAGGUGCAUGGCGCAGGACAGCUUGCGUACCUUCAGCAUAGAGAAGAAAGAGUAUCGGCUACACCAUCUCGUCGCUUGUCUUCACGAGAUGGCCAUGAAUCGCUAUCGGGUGGAGCUACACCGGGAAAACGACGAAAGAUCAACCAUGUCAUAACACUAGAUGACGAUGAUGACGAUGAGGUGUUGGAGGUAUCUCAUCCCGUACAUACCACAAAUUUGGGCACGUUAGAGGACCAGAUGCGUCCAGUCAGAUCUGAGCAACCACGGAUGAGCAUUGGAAGUGGAAGCACUAUCAGCGACUUUAGGCCGCUCCAAUCGAAAAGCGAAUUCCGAGAAGUCGACAGUUUUCUUAAAUCUUCUCAGAGGAAGCCAAGGAACUUGAGUUCUAAUGCACCUAAAGGUGACUUGCGACACUCCCCUUUCGGUGGUGGUGCUCUGUCAAAUAGCCCUGGCGCACGUGCUAAUCGGCAGGUUAUCUUGCAAGAUUUUCAACAGGGCGAGACGAAGCAAAGCCCCACGAGACGUGCUAGCUCUGAGCAUAAACUUGGCCCAGUCACAUCUCGUUUCUUUCCUAACGCUCGUAUCAAUGAAUCAACGUCAGAACAGAUGGAGCAGCAGCCUGCAAACGUCGAGAGCGCAUACCUUCGCACACAGCAUAGAUCGGCACCAAAGCGAGCCAAAACAGCUACCGAUAGCUAUAGCGCAGAUGAGCUUGCCAUUACUCCCCCAAAGCCAGGAUCGAAAUCGCCUUUCAAGCAAAAGCAAAAGCAAACCGGAAACAGUAGAGUCAAAACAGACGCUAGCGGAAAGGUCAUAGAAGAGUCGUGGCCACUACUGUUUGCAAGGUCGUCCGACUUUGAGGGUAAGGGAUCAAGAUCUGAGGACGGCCAUGCUACGUUGGUCUUGAAGAGCAAAAAGGACGAAGGCCUACGUGUGCAAACAUGGGAGCCGGUCGACGGCUGCUAUGAAACGUACAUCAUCAUACUAUCCAAGGACAUCAACAAGGUGCUUGCAGACGAUACCAGCCGCGUCCGAUUACAGGGGCCUCGGAGACACGACGGGAACUCUGGCAUCUUUGACCUGGAGUUUGCUAGUACUCCUGGUUUUUCCCACUUCCUUAAUGACUAUGCACGUUCAAUGACACUGACUAGGACGUACUUGGUAAAGACAGAUGAUUAUAUGGUCGAACUAUUCAAAAGACCUCUGCAGCCGAAGAAUGACAAGAUUGGCACGUCCGCGAUGGUAGAAGACCCUACGGAGCAAUCGAAAACGCUCAAUCGAAAAGGCAAUGACACGUCAAACACACCGUUAUUGGAUCAACUGAAGCGCGCUGCAGACGGAACUGCAGCUAGUGCUACGUCCGACGUGAGUACCGCAAGGAUGGGAUCGACUCGAACAUCACGCGCAAGAAGAUUAGCCCCUAUUCACUAUGUCGAUGAUGUGCCUACACGUUCGGACGUACCCAAAUAUUCGGUCGAGACAGGACUUGGGCAACCGUGGACUAGAUCUCUUGAAUUUGGUGAAGGUCGCCAGCGUGCGAUAGUACACUUCGAUGAUCUGCCCCGUCUGGACGAAGAGGAAUACAUGAAUGACAGUUUGAUCGACUUCUACAUGAUCUACCUCUUCAAGCAGCUCAACGUCCCUGCUGAUAAAGUUUAUUUCUUCAAUACCUACUUUUUUACCAAGCUGACGGAGAACUCGGGUCGAAAAUCGAUUGAUUACAAGGCUGUUGAAAGGUGGACGUCUAAGACCGAUAUCUUUAGCUACGAUUACAUUGUUGUGCCUAUCAAUGAAAACCAAUCACAUUGGUACCUGGCAAUCAUCUGUAACGUGUCGAAAAUUGAGCGCAAGCCGAUAGUCCAAGAUUUCGAUGCAUCUCAGGCAAAUGAACCACAGGAAUCGAACGUCUCAACCUCAACCACCAAACCUGAAGCGGUUACGACUCAGAAAAUAGCAUUGUCUCCGGACCCACCUGUUGUCAUUCCGGAAACGCAAGCUGAGCCGAGCGACGAGGAGCCAAACCUUUUUGACGAGGCGGUGCUAUCCCUCGUCGAUCGCGAAGAUACUGGAAUCGAAGCGUCUGAUACAUUCGAGGUUACCCAAGCAGGGUUAGCACGUCAAAAUCCAGGAGCUGGGCCUUCGACUGUACGGCCAGUCGAUGCAGUUGCAAAAGAUGCUCACCAAGGAAUAUUGUCGCAUCUACAGUUGGCGACGCCACCCACAAAGGCCAAGGUCAAACGCAAAUCCGUACCCAAAAGAGAUCCCGAUCAGCCUGUCGUCAUAGUCUUGGACUCCCUCACUGGAAAUUCUAGAUCCGGAGCAGUCCGCGCCCUCAAAGACUGGAUAAUAGCAGAGGGUGAUCACAAGCGUGGAAUGAAAGCCGUCAUCAAGGAAAAUGGCUAUUAUCCAAAGGACACGCAGAUUCCAAUGCAGGACAACUGGACUGACUGCGGUGUCUAUCUCCUUGGCUAUGUUGAGAAAUUCUUCCAAAAUCCCGAUGAUUUCAAGAACAAGCUGCUGACGGGAUCGAUGUCAGCUCGGGAAGAUUGGCCAGAGCUUAAGCCGUCCGAGAUGCGGCAUAAGAUGCGUCAAAUUAUAUUUGAUUGUUACAAAAAGCAGGAGGAAGAUAGGAAAGCACAGAAGAAAGCCAAGAAGGGUUCUGCAACUUCGAAAAAGUCACCGGCUCCGACGACACAAGAAUCGGGGGAUCAGAGCCGACCCAACCCUGAAGAGUCACAGAAAGAAGAGUCAAAGCUUGAACAAUCACCUCACAACAGGAAUGUGCAGCCUGCAUCGUUAGAGGUCCACUCGCCCGUCCGUCUUCCACCUAGACUUGGGUCACCGUUUAGCCUCGACACAAAGCGGACGGCUUCCACUCCACAGUCCCCACAGACAAUUAUCAGCAAGGUUUCUGACUCACCGCCAAUUUCCACGUCUCCUGCGAAGCCAACUAUGAUCACUUCACGUCCAGAAGAAACACCAAAGCGCCACCCUGAAGUGCGUAUUCCUAGCAGAACCCCGAAAUCGCAUGGGUCCAUGCGCAAUGGUCAGACUACUUCAAACGGAUCACCGCGUCCAGUCAAAGUACUGCAUCAGACUGGCGGUGCACUCGAUACAUCGAGCCCAAAAAAACGUCGGAGACAGGUUGACGACAAGAAUCAAGUCGAAUCGCCGACUGCGAAGCGGCAGUUCACUAGGUCGCCCUGGCGAGUUCGCGAUGGUGAUGCGACAAGCGAGCGAUCAACUCCACGCAGCCGGGAAGGUAGUGUUCCCCAUGCGCCAAUUCAAAUCGACGACUCCCAAGAGGUCGAGGUCGUAAGCGCCACCCAUCGCCAGCAUGUACAAGCAACCUCGAUUGCUCAGCGCAAACUCUCAUCGCAUCAUCCACGCUCGAAACAGACGCUUCACCCAUCACCGUCCUUGGAAGAAAUUUCGCGUUCGUCGUUCAACAGCGAACAUCCGAAACAUGGUCAACGCGAAGGACGUCCUGUUGAUAGUGCGCUCAGAACACAGAUGGACGAAGACGACCAUCCCAGAAAGAAGGUCCAGCGUUCAACAGCUCCUGCUCCUGGCGAAGGGAAUGAUCCGUUGGAACGCAGAGACGAAGAGGGAUCUGACUCAAUAGAACGAAUCUCACAGUCGACCAAUCAGUUGCAACUUGACGGAAUCAACGACGGAUCCGUUGUAAGAGAAACCCCGGAGCCUGAUGAAAAGGGUCCGGUUGCGCAGAAUGGAGGGUCGAGACAAGAUCCUCUCCUUCUUUAGUUUUUCUUCUUUUUUGGGACAAAGCAUGUCUUGCAUAUAUCUUGCGAUGGUGAUUGCGAAUUUUUAUUCGGAAAAUACAGACCCAUCUUGGAAUGGUGAAGGCGUUAUAUAUCAAGGAUUAGCGAAGGACAGCAUGUCGCGAGUUAGGUGCAACUGUGGCAGCGCGCCCGAUAUCACAGCACAACUAUGUUAUCGUGCAAUAUUUAUAC